AUGGACGUUGCCGGCUUGCGGGACCGGAUUCAGGCCACACUCGACGCGAACGCCGUCGUCAGACAGCAAGCCGAGCUCGACCUCAAGCAUGCUGAGGAAAAGCCAGGCUUCACUGGCGGCCUGCUAGACAUCCUCGAGCAGGAGCAGAACAAUGCCGUCCGUCUGUCAACCGUCGUCUACCUCAAGAACCGCAUAUCCAAGGGCUGGUCGCCGGCCGAGGAGUACAGCCAGGCCACGCCCAUACCAGAGGAGGAGAAGACUGCCUUCCGCAACCGCCUGGUCCCCGUCCUCGUCGCCUCUCCGCCCCAGGUGCGCCUACAACUUAUUCCUACCCUCCAGAAGAUACUCGCAUACGACUUCCCCGCCAAAUGGCCAGACUUUCUCGACAUCACCGUCCAGCUGCUGAAUGCCGGAAACAUUGAGUCGGUGUUUGCGGGUGUGCAGUGCUUGCUGGCGAUAUGCAAAAUCUACCGGUUCAAGUCGGGCGAGAACCGCGCAGACUUCGACAAGAUAGUCGCCAUGUCGUUCCCGCAGCUGCUCAACAUUGGCAACUCGCUCGCCGGCGAGACAAGUCUGGAGGCGGGAGAGAUAUUACGGACCGUGCUCAAGGUGUACAAGCACGCCAUCUACUUCGAUCUCCCCGCAUCGCUCCGCGAGCAACAGGUCAUGGUUGGCUGGUGUACACUCUUCCUAACCGUAGUAGGCAAAGAGCCCCCUGAGUCAUCCCUCCCCGAAGAUCUCGACGAGCGCGAAGUAAAUCACUGGUGGAAGGCGAAGAAGUGGUCUUAUGCCAACUUGAACCGGUUAUACGUCAGAUAUGGCAACCCCUCUGCCUUGGGCAAGAACAACGAGAUUGACUACACCGAGGUUGCCAAGAACUUUAUCGCCAACUUUGCGCCCGAGAUUCUCAAGAUCUACCUGCAGCAGGUUGAGAAGUGGGUCGGAAAGCAGGUGUGGCUGUCAAAGGCCAGCUUGUAUUACACACUCAACUUCCUCGACGAGUGUGUCAAGCCCAAGACUAUGUGGGCUCUCCUGAAGCCGCACACGGAAAACCUGAUUGCGCAUCUCGUGUUCCCGGUACUUUGCCAGUCGGAUGAAGAUAUCGAGCUGUUCAACGAGGAGCCGCAAGAAUACCUGCACCGGAAGUUGAACUUUUACGAGGAUGUGACCGCGCCCGAUGUUGCUGCUACAAAUUUCCUCGUCACGCUUACAAAGAGCCGCCGCAAGCAGACGUUUACCGUGCUGAACUUUGUCAACGAGGUCGUCAACCGCUACGAGGCUGCCCCUGACAACGAGAAGAACCCGCGAGAGAAGGAGGGUGCGCUGCGUAUGAUUGGCACCCUGUCUGGCGUCAUCCUGGGCAAGAAGAGUCCAAUUGCAGACCAGGUUGAGUAUUUCUUCGUACGACAUGUGUUCCCCGAGUUCCGAAGUCCCCACGGUUUCCUUCGUGCGCGCGCAUGCGAUACCCUGGAGAAGUUUGAGCAGCUUGACUUCAAGGACCCCAACAACCUCAUCAUCAUCUACCGCAACAUCCUCGAGUCCAUGGCCGACCCCACUCUUCCCGUCCGCGUGGCCGCCGCCCUGUCGCUCCAGCCGCUCAUCCGUCACGAUGUCAUCCGAACCAACAUGAAGCAAAAUAUCCCUCAGGUCAUGCAGCAGCUCCUGAAGCUCGCAAACGAGGUCGAUGUUGACGCCCUGUCAAACGUCAUGGAGGAUUUUGUCGAAGUCUUCGCCCCAGAAUUGACUCCCUUCGCCGUAGCGCUCAGUGAACAGCUGCGUGACACGUAUCUGCGCAUUGUGCGGGAGUUGGUUUCCAGAAAUCAAGAAAAGGGCGAGGACAGCGAGUACGGAGACUUUCUCGACGAGAAGAGCAUCACGGCGCUUGGUGUCUUGCAGACGAUUGGUACUCUGAUUUUGACUCUGGAGAGCACUCCCGACGUCCUCUUGCACCUCGAGACUAUUCUUAUGCCUGUCAUUACUAUUACGCUCGAGAACAAGCUUUACGAUCUGUACAACGAGGUCUUUGAGAUCAUUGACAGCUGCACAUUUGCCGCCAAGAGCAUCUCGGGCACCAUGUGGCAAGCCUUUGAGCUGAUACAUAGGACUUUCAAGGCUGGCGCUGAGCUCUACCUCGAGGAUAUGCUUCCUGCACUGGAGAACUUUGUCAACUACGGAACUCCCAUGUUGGUUCAGAACCGAUCGUAUCUCGAUGCCAUUGUCGACAUGGUCAGGACUAUUUUCAAGGAUGACAAGGUCGGCGGUGUCGACCGGAUUUGCGGCUGCAAGCUGGCUGAGAUUAUCAUGCUCAACAUGCGCGGCUCUGUCGAUGACUACAUCCCAGAGUUCAUUGGGCUGACGAUGCAUGUGCUCACAAACGAAGAGCCAAAAGUCAAGUCCCUGCGGAUACAUCUAAUGGAGGUGGUCAUCAACUCCAUCUACUACAACCCCGCGUUGGCAUUACAUGUUCUCGAGAGCAACGGCUGGACGAAUAAGUUCUUUAGUCUCUGGUUCUCGAGCAUCGACCACUUCACCAGAGUCCAUGACAAGAAGUUGUGCAUCUCGGCAAUCUGUGCGCUCCUCACGCUAAGAGCUCAGGAUGUGCCUGUCAGUGUACAGCAAGGCUGGCCACGUCUGCUGCAGGGUGUUACGCGCCUCUUCCAGACGCUCCCCGCCGCUCUCAAGAACCGUGAGGAAGCCAAGAAGGAAGAUGCGUUUGACUACUCUGCCGAAUUCGAAGAGGAAGAGGACGACGAGUGGGAACACGAAGCCGACUGGAGCAACGAAGCCGAUGAGGCCGAGGAUGUCAAGGAUGAGAGCGCCGCUUAUCUCGACUUCCUGAAUGAAGAGGCACAAAAGUUCAGCUCAGUCGAGGAUGACGAUGACGACGAGCUGGAAGAGGAAAGCCUCCUGGAGACUCCUCUCGACAAGGUCGAGCCAUAUGGCAUGUUCAAGCAUGCGUUGUUGCGUCUACAACAAGAGCAGCCCGCGCUGUACGAAGAUCUCACCAAAAAUCUGAGCCCGGAGGAGCAACAAAUAGUGCAAGGCGCCGUGCACCAGGCCGAUGUUAUCGCACAGAUGCAGGCCGAAGCACGAGCUGCUGCUGCCAACGGCCAACUCGCACCGCUGCCGCAGUAG
Messenger RNA from Exserohilum turcica Et28A, 3135 nucleotides. RefSeq lists its product as uncharacterized. The transcript has 10 exons. Gene Ontology annotation, molecular function: small GTPase binding. Gene Ontology annotation, biological process: protein import into nucleus. Gene Ontology annotation, cellular component: nuclear envelope; cytosol. Bases 1 to 3135 code for a protein of 1044 amino acids. The record is from RefSeq and is a predicted model, not a curated record. Lineage: Eukaryota; Fungi; Ascomycota; Dothideomycetes; Pleosporales; Pleosporaceae.